Molecule: messenger RNA, 1896 nt
Organism: Oncorhynchus keta (chum salmon)
Lineage: Eukaryota; Metazoa; Chordata; Actinopteri; Salmoniformes; Salmonidae
Product: phospholipid-transporting ATPase VB-like
Biological process (GO): phospholipid translocation
Cellular component (GO): plasma membrane
Molecular function (GO): ATPase-coupled intramembrane lipid carrier activity; nucleotide binding
Source: RefSeq, a predicted model, not a curated record
AUGUGUCAUAUGUCCUUGUUGAACUUUGUGCCUGCUGUGGGGGCCUUUCAUCUGGAGGUUGCUCUGAUUCCUACAUGUGUCAUAUUAACCCUGACGGCCCUGAAGGAUGGAUGGGAGGACUACAGGAGAGAGACGGCUGAUAACAGGAAGUUGGGCUUUGGGAUUGACAGUCUGCUGCUGAGGGGGUGUACCGUCAGAAACACAGACCACGCAGCUGGGUUCGUGGUGUACGCAGUCCAUAACUACAGACCCAGGUACAAACGCAGAAAACUGGAACGCAAGAUGAACAUGCACGUGCUCUUCUGUGUCAUUGUGCUCUUCUGCAUGUGCCUUAUAGGAGCGCUUGGUCAUUACAUCUGGCUGGAGUCAUUUCCCAGCAUGCCUCUCUUCCUGAUACCAGACAGCCAUGGUCAUCUGGACCCGCCCCCUCUGUCUAGCUUCUACAUGUUCUUGACUAUGAUCAUACUACUGCAGGUCCUGAUUCCCAUCUCCUUGUACGUAUCCAUUGAAAUUGUGAAGGCGGGUCAGGUGUUUUUCAUCACUAACGACAUAGACCUGUAUGAUGAAGGUAGAACCCUCAACAUCACUGAGGACCUGCGACAGAUUCACUACAUCUUCUCGGACAAGACUGGUACCCUCACCAUCAUGAGAACCGAAUAUGCACACAACAAGAAUGCCAACAUCCCCAGACCCAGGCUGGUAGUGGACAUUGCUGAUCAGCUAUACUACGAGGCAGAGAGUCCAGAUGAGACAGCCCUGGUGUACGCUGCCAAGGCGUACGGCUUCACCCUAUUGGCCCGUACCCCAGACAGCGUCACAGUGAGGUUACCUCACGGACAAGAGCUGACCUAUCAGGUGCUGGUCACCCUGACCUUUGACCCCAUCAGGAAGAGGAUGUCGGUGGUGUUGUGUCAUCCAAUCACCAGGGAGAUAGUGAUGUAUACCAAAGGGGCGGACUAUACAAUGAUGGAGCUUUUAGAGACUCCUUAUGCAGGUACAAUGAGAUAUUACCUGGGUUACAGGACCACAUUAUCACUUUACCACAGGUACAAUGAGAUAUUACCUGGGUUACAGGACCACAUUAUCACUUUACCACAGGUGCUUAGUAAGAAGGCCUUUGAGGACUGGUCCCUGGUGAGACAGGAUGCUGUGGCUGCCAUCAACAGCAGAGAGGAACUCCUUAUGGAGACAGCAAUACACCUGGAGACACACCUCACUCUGCUAGGGGCCACGGGUAUAGAGGACCGUCUGCAGGACAGUGUUCCUGACACCAUCAUGGCCCUGAGAGAGGCAGGGAUCCAGGUGUGGGUUCUGACAGGGGACAAGCCCGAGACGGCCGUCAACAUCGCCUACGCCUGCCGGACCAGGGAGAUCUACCCCUCCAUCGGCCUGGUGAUUGAUGGGCAUACCCUGGGCAUGGCUCUGGAAUCAGAUCUGGUGGAGCGGUUUGUGGAGCUCGCUUGGCGCUGCCGCUCUGUGCAAUGCUGCAGAGUCACGCCUUUACAGAAGAGCACCGUGGUUCGGGAGAGACUGAAGGUCAUGACCCUGGCUAUCCCCAGGAUGGAUCCAUGAGAAAUCCAAGCAGCUGAUGUCGGCGUCAGUAUAUCGGGACAGGAGGGCAUGCAGGCUGUCAUGUCCAGUGACUUCUCCAUCUGCUGUUUUAAACACAUGAAGAAGCUUCUCCUGGUCCACGGUCACUGGUGUUACAGCAGACUGGCUAACAUGGCCAUCUACUUUUUCUACAAGAAUGUGGUCGCUGUCAACUUCCUCUUCUGGUACCAGUUCUACUGUGGGUUCUCUGGCAUGACCCUGAUCCAAACAAACUUUGCCACAGAGACGCUGCUGGGCCUCCCAGAGCUGUACAGGAGUGGCCAAGGGUCAGAGGUCAGUGUUUAA